CUUUGAACUCAAGAAAACUCUUUGCACUUUUAUCAUGUUCACGUCCCUUUAAUUAAUUUGUAUAUCCUCUGAUCUCUAUCCAUGUUUCAGGCCAGGCCGGCUGUGGAUAUGAUGAUGAAGUCAAUUAGAGAUGGGCGCCGUUUCUUCAUCUCCUGCUUUUUCUUCCUUCUUUUCCUAUGCGUUUUAGCUUCCAUCAAUGAACUCCGAUUCGACGGCCGCCUCAUGAAGUUUCACAAAUGCGCUUUUUCCGAUUCUAAUACCACCACCCAUAUCGAUAUCUCUUCCAAGCAAGAUCUUCCGAGUUCGUCGGCCGCCGCCGCAGACGGCGGCGAAAUCCGAAUCCUCGUCGGGAUUUUGACCCUCCCGGACCAGUACCGCAAGCGCCACUUCCUCCGGCUAGUAUACGGCACCCAAUCCCCGCGGGGCGCGAAGGUGGACGUGAAAUUUGUGUUCUGUAAUCUCACCAAGGAGGAUCAAAAGACCCUAGUGGCACUGGAGAUAAUGCGCCACGACGACAUCAUCAUCCUCGAUUGCCAAGAGAACAUGAACAACGGCAAGACCUACACGUUCUUCUCCAGCCUGCCGGAGAUUCUCGGCGGCGGCGGCGGCGGGCGACCGUACGAUUACGUCAUGAAGGCCGACGACGACACGUACUUGAGACUGGAAAAUCUAGUGGCCUCUCUAACGCCGUUGCCGAGACAAGAUCUGUACUACGGGUUCGUGAUCCCGUGUACUAGCAUGGACCCUUUUAAGCACUACAUGUCCGGGAUGGGAUAUCUGAUAUCCUGGGAUUUGGUGGAGUGGAUUAGAGAGUCGGAUAUCCCUAAAGCGAAUGUGGAAGGUCCCGAGGAUAAGGUUCUUGGUGAGUGGCUCCGAGACGGCCGGAGGGGACUUAAUCGGUUUAACGCCAAAUGGUCGAUGUAUAACUUCCCGGUGGAGCCGCCGAAUGACGGCUGCUCGCACGAGUUCUGGCCGGAGACCGUGGCGGUUCAUCAGCUCAAGACUCAAGAGAAGUGGAUUCGGACUUUGAGUUAUUUUAAUGUCACCAGAGAUUUGAUGCCAUCUAAGCUGUAUCAUAUACAAUAGGUUGAAUUGAAGAUUGAUAACUGCAUUCUUUAUUAGUUUAUUUCCAACAAACAAUCUAUCAAUACUAAUCAUUCUUGUUGGUUUUA
Messenger RNA from Ipomoea nil (Japanese morning glory), 1172 nucleotides. RefSeq names its product beta-1,3-galactosyltransferase 6. The transcript has a single exon. The record is from RefSeq and is a predicted model, not a curated record. NCBI's taxonomy places the organism in Eukaryota, Viridiplantae, Streptophyta, Magnoliopsida, Solanales, Convolvulaceae. Gene Ontology annotation, molecular function: hexosyltransferase activity. Gene Ontology annotation, cellular component: Golgi membrane. The coding region runs from base 82 to 1086 and encodes 334 amino acids.